CACUUGCUGAGGCAGUCCAUAUACACUGUAAAGAGAUGGUCGAGUUCCUGCUUCAAAAAGGAGCUGACGUAAAUGCUCGACUUAAGGAUGAAAGGACUGCUCUUAUGAUUGCUGUUAUGGUUGGGGAUUUCAAUAUAGUACAAAUCCUUCUUCGGCAUGGUGCUGAUCCUUUUUGUAUAGACCGCACGUGCUUCACAGCAACAGUUUAUGCCAGAAUGUGUCUAAAAACUGAAAUUUAUAACCACCUGAAGGAACUCACAGGCGGUGAAGGUUUCAGUUCUGUUCAUAAAUGUUCUGGUCAUGAAAACGGUAACUCCACUUUAGAUUCUGAGAUGCAUCCUGAAGCUCCAAGAAAAGAGUCGGCCAGCGUGCUGCUUCCCGAUGCAGGUGGACACGCAGCAGGAACAGGGUCCCUUGCGGAGCAGCAUAGCAAUGGGGUCUUGCCAGCUGCAGGAGCACAAGAGGAGGAAGACUAUGACUCCUGGUCUGAUUCUUCUAGAAUUUUUUCUGUAGGAGGCAGUGGGGCUCCACUUGCAUCGCUUGCCUCUGGGAUGCAUCCUGAAGCUCCAAGAAAAGAGUCGGCCAGCGUGCUGCUUCCCGAUGCAGGUGGACACGCAGCAGGAACAGGGUCCCUUGCGGAGCAGCAUAGCAAUGGGGUCUUGCCAGCUGCAGGAGCACAAGAGGAGGAAGACUAUGACUCCUGGUCUGAUGCUGAGACGGAUCCUGAAGCUCCAGGCAAAGAGUCGGCCAGCGUCCUUCUUCCCGAUGCAGGCGGACACGCAGCAGGAACAGGGUCCAUUAAAGAGCAGCAAAGCAAUGCAGGAGCAGGAAAAGAGGAAGACUUUGACUCCCUUCUGGAAUCUUUGAUUAAACAGCUAGAUCGUGAAAGUCCAAAAAGCGUGUCAGCCAUUGCAUCUCGUCCAGCUGGAGGCAGACACAGUGUGGGAGCAAAGUCAGUUGCAGACAAGUAUUACAAAGCAGGAGCAGAAAAAGAGGAAGACUUUGACUCCCUUCUGGAACCUGUGAAAGAUCCUGAAAGUCCAAAAAGCUUGUCAGGCGUUGCGUCUUGUCCAGCUGGAGGCAGACACAGAGUGGGAGCAAAGUCAGUUGCAGACAAGUAUUACAAAGCAGGAGCAGAAAAAGAGGAAGACUUUGACUCCCUUUUGGAACCUGUGAAGGAUCCUGAAAGUCCAAAAAGCUUGUCAGCCAUUGCAUCUCGUCCAGCUGGAGGCAGACACAGAGUGGGAGCCAACUCAGUUGCAGACAAGUAUUACAAAGCAGGAGCAGAAAAAGAGGAAGACUUUGACUCCCUUCUGGAAUCUUUGAUUAAACAGCUAGAUCGUGAAAGUCCAAAAAGCGUGUCAGCCAUUGCAUCUCGUCCAGCUGGAGGCAGACACAGUGUGGGAGCAAAGUCAGUUGCAGACAAGUAUUACAAAGCAGGAGCAGAAAAAGAGGAAGACUUUGACUCCCUUUUGGAACCUGUGAAGGAUCCUGAAAGUCCAAAAAGCUUGUCAGCCAUUGCAUCUCGUCCAGCUGGAGGCAGACACAGUGUGGGAGCAAAGUCAGUUGCAGACAAGUAUUACAAAGCAGGAGCAGAAAAAGAGGAAGACUUUGACUCCCUUCUGGAACUUGUGAAAGAUCCUGAAAGUCCAAAAAGCGUGUCAGGCGUUGCGUCUUGUCCAGCUGGAGGCAGACACAGAGUGGGAGCAAAGUCAGUUGCAGACAAGUAUUACAAAGCAGGAGCAGAAAAAGAGGAAGACUUUGACUCCCUUUUGGAACCUGUGAAGGAUCCUGAAAGUCCAAAAAGCUUGUCAGGCGUUGCGUCUUGUCCAGCUGGAGGCAGACACAGAGUGGGAGCAAAGUCAGUUGCAGACAAGUAUUACAAAGCAGGAGCAGAAAAAGAGGAAGACUUUGACUCCCUUCUGGAACCUGUGAAAGAUCCUGAAAGUCCAAAAAGCUUGUCAGGCGUUGCGUCUUGUCCAGCUGGAGGCAGACACAGAGUGGGAGCAAAGUCAGUUGCAGACAAGUAUUACAAAGCAGGAGCAGAAAAAGAGGAAGACUUUGACUCCCUUCUGGAACCUGUGAAAGAUCCUGAAAGUCCAAAAAGCUUGUCAGGCGUUGCGUCUUGUCCAGCUGGAGGCAGACACAGAGUGGGAGCAAAGUCAGUUGCAGACAAGUAUUACAAAGCAGGAGCAGAAAAAGAGGAAGACUUUGACUCCCUUUUGGAACCUGUGAAGGAUCCUGAAAGUCCAAAAAGCUUGUCAGCCGUUGCAUCUCGUCCAGCUGGAGGCAGACACAGAGUGGGAGCAAAGUCAGUUGCAGACAAGUAUUACAAAGCAGGAGCAGAAAAAGAGGAAGACUUUGACUCCCUUCUGGAACCUGUGGUACGUUCUCUGAAAGAGGCAGUGGGGCUACACCUGGCUCUCUUGCUUCUGGGCUCAUUUCCCUCUGCUGCUGCUUCUUCCGCCACUGCUCCUAACUUGAACCUUGACAUUCAGAUUAAACCGCUAGAUCGUGAAAGUCCAAAAAGCGUGUCAGCCAUUGCAUCUCGUCCAGCUGGAGGCAGACACAGUGUGGGAGCCAAGUCAGUUGCGGACAAGUAUUACAAAGGGGUCUUGCCAGCUGCAGGAGCAGAAAAGGACUUUGACUCCCUUUUGGAACCUGUGAUGCAUCCUGAAGCUCCAGGAAAAGAGUCGGCCAGCGUGCUGCUUCCCGAUGCAGGUGGACACGCAGCAGGAACAGGGUCCCUUGCGGAGCAGCAUAGCAAUGGGGUCUUGCCAGCUGCAGGAGCACAAGAGGAGGAAGACUAUGACUCCUGGUCUGAUUCUUCUAGAAUUUUUUCUGUAGGAGGCAGUGGGGCUCCACUUGCAUCGCUUGCCUCUGGGAUGCAUCCUGAAGCUCCAGGAAAAGAGUCGGCCAGCGUGCUGCUUCCCGAUGCAGGUGGACACGCAGCAGGAACAGGGUCCCUUGCGGAGCAGCAUAGCAAUGGGGUCUUGCCAGCUGCAGGAGCACAAGAGGAGGAAGACUAUGACUCCUGGUCUGAUUCUUCUAGAAUUUUUUCUGUAGGAGGCAGUGGGGCUCCACUUGCAUCGCUUGCCUCUGGGAUGCAUCCUGAAGCUCCAAGAAAAGAGUCGGCCAGCGUGCUGCUUCCCGAUGCAGGUGGACACGCAGCAGGAACAGGGUCCCUUGCGGAGCAGCAUAGCAAUGGGGUCUUGCCAGCUGCAGGAGCACAAGAGGAGGAAGACUAUGACUCCUGGUCUGAUGCUGAGACGGAUCCUGAAGCUCCAGGCAAAGAGUCGGCCAGCGUCCUUCUUCCCGAUGCAGGCGGACACGCAGCAGGAACAGGGUCCAUUAAAGAGCAGCAAAGCAAUGCAGGAGCAGGAAAAGAGGAAGACUUUGACUCCCUUCUGGAAUCUUUGAUUAAACAGCUAGAUCGUGAAAGUCCAAAAAGCGUGUCAGCCAUUGCAUCUCGUCCAGCUGGAGGCAGACACAGUGUGGGAGCAAAGUCAGUUGCAGACAAGUAUUACAAAGCAGGAGCAGAAAAAGAGGAAGACUUUGACUCCCUUUUGGAACCUGUGAAGGAUCCUGAAAGUCCAAAAAGCUUGUCAGCCAUUGCAUCUCGUCCAGCUGGAGGCAGACACAGUGUGGGAGCAAAGUCAGUUGCAGACAAGUAUUACAAAGCAGGAGCAGAAAAAGAGGAAGACUUUGACUCCCUUCUGGAACCUGUGAAAGAUCCUGAAAGUCCAAAAAGCUUGUCAGGCGUUGCGUCUUGUCCAGCUGGAGGCAGACACAGAGUGGGAGCAAAGUCAGUUGCAGACAAGUAUUACAAAGCAGGAGCAGAAAAAGAGGAAGACUUUGACUCCCUUCUGGAACCUGUGGUACUUUCUCUGAAAGAGGCAGUGGGGCUACACCUGGCUCCCUUCCUUCUGGGCUUAUUUCCCUCUGCUGCUGCUUCUUCCGCCACUGCUCCUAACUUGAACCUUGACAUUCAGAUUAAACCGCUAGAUCGUGAAAGUCCAAAAAGCGUGUCAGCCAUUGCAUCUCGUCCAGCUGGAGGCAGACACCGUGUGGGAGCCAAGUCAGUUGCGGACAAGUAUUACAAAGGGGUCUUGCCAGCUGCAGGAGCAGAAAAGGACUUUGACUCCCUUUUGGAACCUGUGAUGCAUCCUGAAGCUCCAGGAAAAGAGUCGGCCAGCGUGCUGCUUCCCGAUGCAGGUGGACACGCAGCAGGAACAGGGUCCCUUGCGGAGCAGCAUAGCAAUGGGGUCUUGCCAGCUGCAGGAGCACAAGAGGAGGAAGACUAUGACUCCUGGUCUGAUUCUUCUAGAAUUUUUUCUGUAGGAGGCAGUGGGGCUCCACUUGCAUCGCUUGCCUCUGGGAUGCAUCCUGAAGCUCCAAGAAAAGAGUCGGCCAGCGUGCUGCUUCCCGAUGCAGGUGGACACACAGCAGGAACAGGGUCCCUUGCGGAGCAGCAUAGCAAUGGGGUCUUGCCAGCUGCAGGAGCACAAGAGGAGGAAGACUAUGACUCCUGGUCUGAUUCUUCUAGAAUUUUUUCUGUAGGAGGCAGUGGGGCUCCACUUGCAUCGCUUGCCUCUGGGAUGCAUCCUGAAGCUCCAGGAAAAGAGUCGGUCAGCGUGCUGCUUCCCGAUGCAGGUGGACACGCAGCAGGAACAGGGUCCCUUGCGGAGCAGCAUAGCAAUGGUAUCUUGCCAGUGUCUGGAGCAGAGAACAAGGAAGAUUUUGAUUCCUCCUCUAAGAAUGAAGUACUUUCAUUCGUUCGGAUAUAUAUUACCUGUAGCAGCUGUCACACUUCUCUAGCCCCAGUGCUGCAAUGCAGUGUGAUGCUGUAAUUUUGCUGUGGAUUCCUUUUCCCACUGUGUUCCUGUGCUCUCUCACCCUCAGUUCUUUUUAUUGGAGGAAGAAGAGCUUCAGCUAAAGAAGUGUGCUUCGACUCAAACUGACUGUCCAGGGGAAAGACAGGUGAUUCUAUUAUGGACUGAUGCAAAUAACUGAGAGAGAGCCUGUCA
Strigops habroptila (Kakapo) is the source of this 5027-nucleotide messenger RNA. RefSeq lists its product as uncharacterized. The record is from RefSeq and is a predicted model, not a curated record. The coding region runs from base 36 to 4850 and encodes 1604 amino acids. NCBI's taxonomy places the organism in Eukaryota, Metazoa, Chordata, Aves, Psittaciformes, Psittacidae. The transcript is spliced from 51 exons. Gene Ontology annotation, molecular function: protein binding.